AUGCCUUCGGAGAAAAAGAAGUGCGCCUUGCCUCUGCCUGAAGGUUUAGAUUUCACCACUCGACCAAAAGAUACUUUGGUUGAAGAUUUAAGAUACGCGCUUGAACAUGCAAAAGAGUUAUAUGCUGAUAUAGCAUGGGAAUUCACUUUGGCGCCUAGUCCGACUAUCAUCUAUGCACACAAAGCCAUUUUAUAUGCUCGAAGUUCACGAUCAUUUCAAGAACGUUUCUUGAAAAAUAAGGAUGCGAAUGGAAUGUCUAUACGGUCCAUGCGGUUAUCCAAUACGGACCCGGUUACAGUGAAGACUGAUGCGGAUCCAUUCUUAUUUAGACAAGAAUUAAAAUUUUUUUAUACUGCUGAAGAAGGCAGUGAAGAUUUUUUACAAGCCGUCGAUACUACAGAUGAACUCGAACAAGACAAGCUAAAAGAUGAUUUAUUAUACAUGCUUAAAUCAAAAUUAUAUACAGAUGUCGAGUUGAUAUUAGAAUUUAUGGAGGAUGAUCUUGAAAUUAUUGAUGAGGACGAAGAUGAGGGAGUUUUCAAACCUAUAGUAAUUAGAGCCCAUCGUUUUAUGUUGUCAUCAAGGUCUGAAUAUUUCAAAAAAAUGCUUAGCUCUGAUUUCAUUGAAGCACGUAAUUCCGCUAUCAGACUUGAUGCGUCAAUUUUUAAUCCAACUUCAAUCAAUUUGAUUCUUACUUUCAUUUAUACUGGUAAUCUUUCAUCUUCUUCAAAACCUUUAACUUUAGAAACUUGCGAAUGGGUGUGGAUUGGUGCGGACUUUUUAAAUAUAAAAAUCCUUUGUGAAGAAUGUAUUUAUCGUAUUGCAACGAAAGUGCAUUUUUUUAAAUGUACCUGUGGUGAAUGUCAAAUUGUUAUGCCUAGGGUGGCGGCAUUUGCUAAAGAGCACGAUGUCGAGAAAUUAUGGAAAGGAUGUCUACAUGCUUUAUCUCAAGGAUUCGACAGCAUGUGGCCUAAUAAAGAGUUUGCAAAUCUUGAUGAGGAUACUAGAGAGGAAAUUCUCAUGAUAUUACUUGCAAAUAUUCAAAGAAAUAAUGUCAUUGCCACCUUCAAAGGAUGUCGAAAUAUUAUUUCUGUAAUUGACAUAAAAGGGAUAGGUCUGCCUUGGAUAGAGACUGUUCGUCGUAUGACUAAUGAGGUUAGAUCAUAUGCGGCUAAAAUUUUGGUUGAUAAUUUCGAGCAAAUUUGUGAUGAAGAUCAAGAAUUUUUAAAUUGUGUGGAUGGUGUUGGAUUUAGUUCAGAUAUUUUAGAGGACAUUAUGAAUAUAGUAGUUGAAGAAAGUUUGACGGAACAAAAUUCUGCACGCAUCCUCAAAUGUAUUACUGGAAAAUUAUUAACUAGACCUGCUGUUUUGAGUGCGGAGAACGUAGAAGCAAAAAGAUUGCUUACACAGUCAAAACAGAAUGUCUUUAAUUAUAUGAAAAAACGAUGGUUAGGAGUGAAACAGUAUGGUGGUUUCAGGCUACUAAGUCCAUGGUUAUUGGACGAAUUUGUGAAAGAAAUUGUGAUCCCUAAUGAUGUCAAAUCUUCCGCUGAAUCAUCAACAACUAGUAAUGAGACAGAAAAAACUACGCGAACUACUGCAACUAAAAGGGUAAAAAAUGUACGCAUUGUUGGUGAUACACCUAUGUGGGAUCGACCAACUCGUGCUAGUGUUUUACGUCAAAAGGCAUUGGCAGAAUCUUCAGCAAAAAAUCCUGUAAAGCCGCGGAUAAAAAGUACGUCAAUACCGCCGAAGCCUUCUCUUCGAGUUCCCAAGACAUCUCCUGCUACACCAAGAGGACGGUCUACUACCAAACAAGCUACAUCUGCUACCUCGUCACGUACAAGUUCAAUUUCUUCUGCAAAGUCAGUUAAUUCACCAUCCGUAUCACCAUCACGAUUUAACGGUGUACGACAAACUCGUUCUAGCAUGUUAAGACAACUCAAAUAUGAUGAUGCUCAACAGCGACGAGGUCGCGAGCGAGAACGAGAUGUUACACCAAAAUCUUCUAGAGCCAGUUCUAUUGCAUCAACUUCGUCAGUCACAACGACCUCCUCUUCUCAUCACAAAAGGAACCGCUCUCCGUCUAUAAUUUCAACCACAUCUAGUUCAAAUGGAGUCAUUACCAGCUUGCAACCUAAGCCACAUCAACUUAAAUUGGCUACUAAUCCUUCUGCAGACAUUUCUGUAGGAAGACGUAUAAUACUUCCAACAAAGAACAAUGCUCCAGGCUGUAUACAAUUCCUAGGUGAAACCGAUUUUGCUAAAGGAAUCUGGGUGGGUGUAGAAUUAGAUAACCCUGGUAAGUUCUAG
Molecule: messenger RNA, 2313 nt
Organism: Racocetra fulgida
Lineage: Eukaryota; Fungi; Glomeromycota; Glomeromycetes; Diversisporales; Gigasporaceae
Source: the annotation of a GenBank genome assembly